AUGUCACCUCCUCGUCGCCGUUCGGCCAGGUUGGCCAGCUCUGUCAAGAGCAAGGCCGCACCCGAAUUAGGGCCUGUCACGGAGACUGAAGAGACGCCACGCAACAGUAAGAUGAGGAAAGUCGAUGCGGACACGGCGAUGGAAUCACCUCUGCCGGAACCGAGCACGCCCGCGUCGUCGGCUCUGAAGCCCCCUCGCAGCGAAAUGCAUCCCAGCAAAUAUCACCUCAGCACUGGCGAUCCCUCAUCUGCUCUCAGGCUGGGUUUCUCCGACAUCCCCAAGGAAACAUCCACCCCUGGUGGCCAGGAUGGAACCCCAAGCAAAAUCAAUCGCGGUCCUUGCUCGAAGUUUUCUUUCCGAGCUGCUCGCGCAUCUGCAGACACGGAAUUGAGCAGUGAGGCUCAGCGUAUGCUGAGCGAGAUACGCGACCAGGCCGCCAAGAUCAAGGCCGAACUCAUUGCGUCGAGAGAGGCCGAGAGCGGUGUGAACGGUGGUGGCAGACCCUUUGCCAAGCCAAAAGGCAAGGUUGGGCGAUAUAGUGCCGCACAUAUGGCCGAGUUCAAGAAGAUGGAUUCGAUUGAAGGUCAUGCCUCUGCAUGGAGGGCUCAAGAGGGACGGUUUACUCCUGUUCAGUCAUUGAAACGGACCUCUUCCAAGGCAAACCUAGAAGGCGCUGCAGCUUCACAGAGGAGUGCUGCUACUCAGAGAUCCCCUGCCAUGGCAGACACCGAGGAGACGCAGAAUCCACUACCCAAGCCUAACUUGAAGCGCAAGUCGUCUGCUGCCAACCUAGAUAACGACGACCCCGCAGACUCAAAGCGGCGCAACGAGAAUGCAAUCUCCGGAAAGAGCUCCAUUGUUGCUCGAGAGUACAGUGCACCUGCAGCAAAGAGGGUCAGGAAACGCCACGAUGAUGCUGCUGCUGCUGCUGCUGCUCUUACUGGGUCAGGGCGUAUUUCGCCAGCAAACCCCAGUUCCGUCUUUUCUCGACUUGCCACCCCAAAACAGGCCGCCGCAGCUCCGUCGCCAAUCAGCGCAAAAGGCGCGACGAAACCGACCAUCUCCUUGCUCCGGUCGCCAUCGAAGUCGAGCCUUCAUAGCUCGACCAUAUCUGCUUCAGGGAGCAGUCUAAAUCUGCCUCUGUCCAAGGCCUGGGAAAUGAAGCGUCGCAUCAUCAGCCCCCAGAGCUUCAGCAAGGUGAAAUCCCUCCUUCGAGGAGUCAAAGGGAACUCGGAGGAGAAAUUGACGGCUAUACCUCAGCCUCAAAUUUCGCGGACACCAGCUCCGCCGAGAGUGAAUAAGGAGCUCCCUCCAAUCCCACUGACUACGCCUCGUCGUAAAUUGACGAAGAAGGUUACCUUCACUCCUGAAGUCGUAACUGCCGUGAAUGCUCAAAACUCGCCCUCGCCACAGAGAGUUGGCAACCUGAAACUUCGGCCGGCCUUGAAAACCAUCGAAACGCCCUAUUCGGCUCUCGACGAAGUUUUGACAGAGCCGACUCCUAGCAACUCUCUGUAUCCCGAUCUCUCGCCUCUGAAGCAUCUCAUGGGCUCUCAAUCACACCGAGCCGUUUCUGGUUCUCCCUCAAUGGCAGGGACUUUUACAUUUCGAAGUGACCACACAAUCAAGUUUGGUGAUGCCUCGUCAGCGGGUUUCGGCGCGUCUCCUGGCCAAUCUAGUGUUCGGCAUGUUAGUGCCACAGCCGUUCCUAGCAAGAUGCCCGGCAGCUUCCCGCCACCGCCCUCUCCCAGUUCUCACCCUAACAAGGAAAAUACGGCCCCGACUGUCGCUAAGAUGUUAUCUGGAACGGCGCAUGGAAUGCAGAAUAAGAAACGCCACCGAGCUACUGCGGAUGAAGAUGACUCCGACAUUGAGCGAGCAGCCAAGAAGCGAAAGAAUGUAAACGUGCCAGAAGGGCAGGCUCUUCUUGCACCCAGACUUGUACAAGGCAAUUCCGCAAGGACUACCAGGACCAAGAGCCAUCGAUUCACUCGAACCCCUGCCAAGGCAGGAAACAAUCAAACUUCCGGAAAAACUCCGAUUCGCGCUGCCGUAGGAGCCAGUCCAACGAAAAAGGUGGGUGGCCUCAGUAUGAGCCGCCUCAAUAUGCUAGCCCAACCAAAGAAUCGUGCUUAG
This is a messenger RNA of Metarhizium album ARSEF 1941, 2136 nucleotides long. RefSeq lists its product as uncharacterized. NCBI's taxonomy places the organism in Eukaryota, Fungi, Ascomycota, Sordariomycetes, Hypocreales, Clavicipitaceae. The record is from RefSeq and is a predicted model, not a curated record. The coding region runs from base 1 to 2136 and encodes 711 amino acids. The transcript is spliced from 2 exons.